AGAGAGAGAGAGAGAGAGAGAGAGAGAGAGAGACGGAGACAGUGGAGUGGAGUUUAACGGACGAGGGCGAGGGAAACGGCGGAAUGAAAUUGGUCGGGAACACCACGUUAAUGGAAUCCGAAGAAAGCAAUGAUGGUGGAACCACCACUGGCGACGGCGGAGGAGGGGCCGUCGUGGUGGUGGGAGUGAGGUUGGAUUCCCAAAGCAGAGAGUUGUUCACAUGGGCGUUAGCUAAGGUCGCUCGGUCUGGCGAUCGAGUUUUCGCUCUUCACGUCCUCGAUCCCAAGACAGAAAAGAGCAAGGAGACGCUUCUCUCUCUUGUGAAGACGUUUGAUUCUGUGCUGGCCGCUUAUGAAGGUUUCUGCAACUUAAAACAGGUGCUUUUGUAUAAUUCGUUGAAUUCCCUGUUAGAUUGUAGGUAAAAUGUAGGAAAUAAUAGCAUUUUUCAUGCUUUUUUUUGAAAAUCAAAAGAUUCACCAUAUCGAAGGUUUCUGCAAAUCGCAUACAUGCUUCACCCUGCCUGUAUGGAAUUUUUGCGGAUUUUCCUUAACUUUUUGUUUUUUUUCAUAAGGACAGCAAUGUUGUUUCUCACGGAAUAUUAGACAACUAGGAAAUAACAAAGUAAUAAAAGUUAGAUAGCGGAAAUGAGAAUGUUAAAAUGGAUUUGUAGAAAAAUUAGAAAGGAUAAAAUAUGAAAUGACCAUAUUAGAGAAAUGGUAGGAAUAACUUCAAUUAAGGAUAAGUUAAAAAAUAAUAGAUUAACAUGGUUUGUUCAUGUUCUACGUAGGCCGAUAGAGGCACCUAUUUGAAAUGGUACUAGAAAUAGGGUAAGAUUUAAAUUAACAUCGAAUGAAAUAAUAAAAAAAAUUAUGAAAAUAUUUAACUUAAAUGAGCGUAUAACGCAUGAUCGAAAUGAAUGGCGAAGACGGACUCAUAUAGCCGACUCUAAAUAAUUUGGACAUAAGGCUUAGUUUGGUUUUGUUUUGUUUAGUUUUUUUUCUUUUUUUCCAAUUGCUUGAAUUUUCUGUUUGGUGACUAAGAUAUGUACCUUCCGGGAAAGGGAAAAAAAAAGAUUAAGAUAUGCAGGGAAGUUAUAUGUUAAUGUUUUGAGAUAUUGAUUGUCUUCCUUCGAUAUGGACAGAACAUCACCAGAACAUUUGAUGGAGAAAGAGAGAGGAUUUUAUGCUCUGACAAAAUACAGCAUAUUAAUGGAAUUCUGAUUUGAAUAUAUAGUUUUGGAAGCCAAAAUAAUCGUCAAAUGAUUCAAUCCUAAUUUUGUUUUCUUCCAUUUUUUAUGAUUGUCAGGAACUACAGAGGGGUCACUUUAGGAUUAUCACUACUGAUGUUACGGCUGCUGUUGAUGUAAUUACUUUAAUAAAAUUAAUUUGUUGAAUUUGUCUAGGUUGACCUCAAGCUAAAGAUCUGCAGAGGAUCACCAGUUAGUAAAAUUCUAGUCCAUGAAGCGAAAUCUUUUGGUACAGCAAGUUUAAUUGUUGGAACUUCAAGGAUUCAUCACACAAUGCAAUCAUCUGUGUCGGUCGCAAAAUACUGUGUGAAGCAUCUCUCAAAGAAUUUUUCUGUUGUUGCAGUUGAUAAUGGUAAAAUUGUUUUCCAAAGGGAAGCAACUACAUCCAUUGUCCCUGAUUCUCAAGUUUUUGUUGUAGAAGACGAUGAUUGGAAGAAGAAUCGUGUUCCUUCAAGUCAUGGGUUACUGAGCAAGAUCCCAAAAUCCAAUAGGAGGAAAAUCUUAAAGAAAAUUUCUUUGUGCUCAGCACCGAAGACUGUCUUGCCUGAAGAUUCUUGUAACCCAAAAUCAUUGUCGCGUUGUGGCAUUGAGAACAACUCAAUGGCUUUGGUGCCAAUUAAGAGUCAACAAUUGUCCAAAUCAAAGCGUGGGUGGGAAUUGCUUCGCCGGUUUUUUUUAAAGACCCAAAAAACAUCCAAACAAACUUCUGUAAAGAAGAUCCCUUUAAUGCAAUUGGUACUAAAACUUCCAAGCCGGCAAUCUUUGGUAGCUGUUUACCCAGAUCAGAAGCAAAGUAUUCCUGAAAAGAAUAGAUGUCAUUCUUCUAGUAUGGAUGGAGAGAAGGAAGUGAUUGUUCAGUCUGGGUCUGAUGCUACCUCUCUGCCUUCUUAUCCAGCCUACUGCCUAAAUAGUGUUCCUGAGGAAUUGGAGGGUUUUUGUGAGUUGUACUCCUCAAUUUUCAGACUGUUUAGCUACCAGGAACUUCUGUUGGCAACUUCUAACUUUAUGCCUGAUAAUAUGAUUGGAAAAGGUGGUAGCAGUCAGGUCUAUAGAGGGUGUUUUCCAGAUGGCAAGGAAGUGGCAGUGAAAAUCUUGAAGCCUUCGGAGGAUGUGUUAAAGCAGUUUUUUUCAGAGAUUGAGAUCCUUACAGCUUUACAGCACAAGAACGUAAUCUCACUAUUUGGUUUUUGUUUCGAGGAUAACAAUCUUCUCUUGGUUUAUGACUUCCUAUCCAGAGGCAGCUUAGAAGAGAAUCUCCAUGGUAACCAGGAGAAUGGAAACAUAUUUGGUUGGGAACACAGAUAUAAGGUGGCUUUGGGUGUUGCUGAGGCAUUGGAUUAUCUACACAAUGGAGCUCCUCAGCCCAUCCUUCACAGGGAUGUGAAAUCUUCCAAUAUUCUUCUUUUGGAUGAUUUUGAGCCACUGCUGUCUGAUUUUGGACUUGCCAUGCCAGCUUCGAGUUCUUCAUGCCAUGUGGAUUGCACGGAUGUUGCAGGAACUUUUGGUUACUUGGCUCCAGAAUAUUUUAUGCAUGGCAAAAUGAACGAGAAAAUUGAUGUCUACGCUUUCGGUGUUGUACUUCUAGAGCUUUUGUCUGGUAGAAAGCCAAUUGACAAUGGAAAUCCUAAAGGCCAGGAAUGCCUGGUUAUGUGGGCAGAGCCAAUUUUAAAGGGCAAGAAGGUUUCCCAGCUGUUAGAUCCAAGCUUUGGGGGUGAUUAUGACCAUGAUCAAUUGGAAAAAAUGGUUUUAGCUGCCAGCCUUUGCAUCAAACGUGCACCUCAAUUGAGGCCGCAGAUUAGCCUUGUUUUAAAGCUCCUCCUGGGUGAAACAGAAAUAACCACGUGGGCAAGACAACAUGUCGAUGUCUCACACGAUGUUGAUGCCGAACAGUCUCCAACAAACAUGCAAUCUUUUAUUAACCUUGCACUGCUAAAUGUAGAGGACGACUCACUUUCCGUUAGCAGUACUGAGCAAAGCAUCUCUUUAGAGGAUUACUUGAAAGGUAGAUGGAGUCGCUCGUCAAGCUUUGCUUAGCUAUUUUUCAGGUGGAUUGCCACUGAGCAACUAGAUGCUGUUCUAGGUGAUUUUGGUGCAUAUACCAUUCGUUGUUUUUCUGAAUUUAUUAGUUUUCUUUUCCAUAUCACAUGGGUCUUGGAUGAGAGGUUUGCAACGACCUCCUCCUUGGCGUAGUUUUUUGACAGUCCACAUUUUCUUCGGACUGUUUUUGUCUUUGUGGAUGAUUUUCAUCUUCAAUUUCUUAUGCAAUUGCAAAUUUGUGUGUGAAAUGCUAUGGAAGUUGUCUUACAAUGAGCAUGACGAACAACUGCUCCGUAAUUGUAAUAUAUAGAAAGCGAGUUAUUGUAUGUGAAAUUCGCAUUUAGUUUUCUACAGAUC
This is a messenger RNA of Ilex paraguariensis (yerba mate), 3640 nucleotides long. The record is from the annotation of a GenBank genome assembly. NCBI's taxonomy places the organism in Eukaryota, Viridiplantae, Streptophyta, Magnoliopsida, Aquifoliales, Aquifoliaceae.